Messenger RNA from Gossypium arboreum, 1233 nucleotides. Its product is annotated as protein RGF1 INDUCIBLE TRANSCRIPTION FACTOR 1-like. The coding region runs from base 253 to 921 and encodes 222 amino acids. The record is from RefSeq and is a predicted model, not a curated record. Lineage: Eukaryota; Viridiplantae; Streptophyta; Magnoliopsida; Malvales; Malvaceae. The transcript is spliced from 4 exons.
GGUAGUCAAAGUCAGAGAUUAAGAGGGUGGGUAGGUCACUUCAUUUCUUUAGCACCAAUUACUGACAAAAUUUUCUCUUUCCAUUUUUGUUUCAAUGACUUUCACUGCACAUUCCUCAUUUUACUCUUUUCGCGUUCUCGACUCUCUUCUUCUUUUCCCACCAUCUCUUCCUUUCCUUUCUCUAUAUUUCUUCAUAACAGAACACCAUUCAUCACUCAUCAUAUCUAUAUUAAUCAGUCUCACAGCAAAGAAAUGGUGGGCUGCGGGAUAUACAUAAAGAAGGAAAGAGAUUGGGUUAGAAGCCUUGUGGAAAGCGAGUUCUUUGGGGUUUGUGUUGAACAUCAAAACCUGAGAAAAAAUGAGAAAAACGUGUUUUGCAUCCAUUGUAGUAUUGGGUUUUGCAGGCAUUGUAAGGCUCACACUCACCAUCCCUCCUUUCAGAUCUGCAAAUAUGUCUAUCAAGAUGUUGUUCGUCUUCAAGAAAUCCACAAACUUCUCGACUGUUCGAAAAUUCAGACAUACAAAAUCAAUGGUGAGAAAGCUGUACAUUUGAAUCCUCGGCCUCAAGGUAAAGAUGCCAAGCCAUGUACAAAAUCAAAAACUGGUGCUGCUUGUGAAAUUUGUGGAAGAUACCUUCAAGACCCUCCUAAUCGUUUUUGUUCCAUUGCAUGCAAGGUAACGGCAGUUGAUUUGAAGCCUAAAGACCCAAGUCAUAAACUGGAGUUGCCAAUACAAGAGCUUACAGAUAAACUUGCCUGCAAAUACAGUCAAAAUGCAGAAACAAACUCGGAAGAAAAGCAAUCCACCAUCUCGUCAACCGAUGUUUCGGAGGAGAUGAAACCAUGUUUAAGCACAAGUUUAAAGCCUAGGAAACGAAUGACCAAAAGAAAAGGCAUUGCCCAUAGAUCUCCUCUCACUUGAUACUAACAGCAGAAAUCCAUAGCUAUAUAACAGUUGAUAUAUAGGUAGAAUUUCAACUGCAUUUUUAAAUUAUUCCUCCUCCGAUAUUGUACAGUAUAGGAUAGAAAAUGGAUGAAAUGUUAGAUUGUGAAGCAUUAUUUUAAGUUCCAUUUUGAAUAUUUUUAUGUACCACUUUUUAACAGAUCUUGUUUUUAUGUUUUUUUUUUAAAUCCCAAACACGAUUUAAUUAUCUUAGACAUGUUUUAAUUAGUGUUAUAUAUUAAGCAUGGGUUGUAAUGGACCAACUGCUGGUCUGGAUCUUUGUCGGUAUAA